Microcebus murinus (gray mouse lemur) is the source of this 2708-nucleotide messenger RNA. RefSeq names its product C2 calcium dependent domain containing 4D (gene C2CD4D). NCBI's taxonomy places the organism in Eukaryota, Metazoa, Chordata, Mammalia, Primates, Cheirogaleidae. The record is from RefSeq and is a predicted model, not a curated record.
UUUAGACGGGAGGGUGUCAAUGAAGGCCUCCAGAGCUGAAGAAUGAAAGGGAAGAGUGGACCACGAAAAGGAAAUAGUCUAUGCAUAGGUCCUACUGAGCUUUCUGCCUUUCAGGGACUGAAGGAUGAUGGGUAUGCCUGGAACGCAACUCAUCUUCUCAGUGGUGGCCUGCAUGUCCUAGGAUCUGCCAAGGAUAGAGGGCAUAGGUGAGCCUCAUGUGGACUCACUGUUGGAACCAGCUCUGUCCUCUGUCUCCCAGAAAUCUAAGCCUAGCCACGGUUCCUUGAGCCAGUAUAAUUCAGAGAACUGGUCAAUGCAAGUCACUCUGCCUGGGAGCUAUUGGGAUGGCUCCAGAAUGAGGUAAUGGGGGUCAAGGCAGGAUUCCAGCAAGAAGAGCUUUGCAGAAGAUGGGAUUCGUGUAGCCAUAGCUAUGGGCUUCACCUGGGAGGGCUGGAGUAGGGCCACUACCCACUGGUGGCAGUCUCCCCCUUCUCUGUAACCCUCCCCAACCCUUAAGCAGCCCAGGCCCAGCAAAGGAGGCCUGGCCAAAAAGCUGCUUGCUGCUAGAAAUCUGGCUCCAGCUGAAGGAAGAAGUUAAGAAGGCCGGGCUGAUGGCCGCGGAGACAGAGCUGUGUUUAUCCAGGAAAAGAGGUAGGACGUAGGCAGCUAAGGCCCUUGCCAGCUCCUCCCAGAAAGACUGGGCUUGGGGAGCAAGCUGGAGAGGAAGCUGCUCCCCUAGGGCUCUGAACGCGUCCGGGCCAGAGGCCAGAACCCCAGAGGCGGCCCACAGGUGAGCCCUGCACUCCGGGCGCAGGACAGAGCCGGGCGAGGGCUUAGAUUCCCCGGCAGACUGUGGGAACUUCGCGCUCGGGGUAGCUCAGUGCUGGCGCGCGGUGAGCGCGUGGCGGCGGAGCCUUCCGGAGGCCGCUCUGGGGCUAGCGGAGAAUCAAUGCUGCCUUUGUGCUCGGUGGUUUCCUAGGCAGAAAAGGAGCAGAGAGUGGGAGGGGCGACCCAAUAGCGGCCUGGCCCGGCCCGGCCCCGCAGACACCGGGUGCAGUAGGGCUGCGAGGAGCGGGCGGGACGGUCAGGACUAAAGGAGGGGUGGGAUUCUGUGCCCCCCACACACACCGAGAGGCGCGUCUCCUUGGACCGGCCCUGAGUGUCCUCAGGUCAGCAGCCAGGUGUGUCCUCUGGCUGCCAGGAACAGAAGUGAGUCCCCUUCUGUCCAGGAGCGACUUGAGAAUGCGAAGGAGGAGCCAGAGGAGGCAGCCCAGCUCCGCCCAGCACUCCCACCUGAGACGUGGGAUUUGGACCCUCUCGGCCCUGCGGAAUUCGGAGUUUAAUUUCUCUCACCCACCGCAUGUGGCUCUUGGAGAAAGUUGGCUACAGGGUGGGGACUGCGGAGUCCAGGGCCCGGUGGGCGCCCUCCAGCCUGUUCUCUAAGCGCAGCGCCCCGGGCCCAGCCAGGCGCGUCUGCCCCAACGUCCUCACCCCGGAUCGCAUCCCGCAGUUCUUCAUCCCGCCUCGGCUCCGGGACCCGGGCGGCGCCGAGCCCGCAGCCCGGCGUGACGCGGCCGGGCGCGGCCUCCACUCGGCCUGCUCGCUGCCGCACCUGGCAGGCCGCGAAGGCUGGGCCUUCCUGCCCGAGAGCCCGCACACGCGCCGGCGCGAGUCCCUGUUCCACUCGCCGCCGCCCGCCCCGGCUGAGGGGCUGUCCCCGGCGCAGUCCUGGCUGCACGUGUCCGCCCCGGACCUGCGCCUCUGCCGGGCCCCCGACAGCGACACUGCCUCGUCGCCGGACUCGUCGCCCUUCGGCUCCCCGCGGCCCGGCCUGGGCCGGCGCCGGCUGCCCACGCCGCACUCGCUGUCCCCGAAGGAGGCGAGCUCCGCGGACACCAGCCCGGCCGCGCGGCGCAGCGCGGGGCCGCCCACGCCGCCGCUCUUCCACCUCGACUUCCUGUGCUGCCAGCUGCGGCCGACCAAGGACAGCGUGCUGCGCCUCGGGCCCCGCGGCGGGCAGCUGCGGCUCUCCACCGAGUACCUGGCCGGGCCCGGGCGGCUGCGGCUGCGCCUGGUGAGCGCCGAGGGCCUGCCCCGGCCGCGGGCCUGCCCUGGGAGCGGCGGCGGCGGCUGCUGCGUGGUGCUCAGGCUGCGGCCCCGCGUGCGGCCGCGGGCCCAGCGGAGCCGCGUGGUCAAGUGCAGCGCCAACCCCAUCUUCAACGAGGACUUCUUCUUCGAGGGGCUCGGCCUGCCAGACCUGGCCGUCCGCAGUCUGAGGGCCAAGGUGCUGGACAGGGGCGCGGGACUCCGCAGGGACGCGCUGCUGGGCGAGUGCGAGACGCCCCUUAUUGCGCUGCUGCCCCCGUUGGGCGGGCCGCUAGGCCCAGGGUCCUCCCUGGCGCCCACCCAUCUCAGCCUGUAGACUGAGACUGUGGCUUCCUCAGGAGGUCUCCACUGGGUCUGCAGACCUCAUACUUUCCAUCUGCUCGGCGUGUAUUUAUUUUUGCUAAUAAAAUGUCCAUUUGUUCCUAGCUGGCUCUCUCCCCUUGUUGGCACCCUACACUCUUCAGGUGUGCAGCCCACCCUCUUCCCUCUGUCCAGGGCAUACGUGGGCUGGAAGACGUUUGUUCAGGUUGAGUUAGAGCAGACCUCAAGCAGUGGUCCUCAAACUCGAAGGAGAAUCAGAAUAACCAGACAUCAGAAAUCUU